This is a messenger RNA of Ectocarpus siliculosus, 879 nucleotides long. The record is from the annotation of a GenBank genome assembly. NCBI's taxonomy places the organism in Eukaryota, Phaeophyceae, Ectocarpales, Ectocarpaceae.
AUGCUCACAGGCGGGGCUGGUCCAAGGGUUGCCGUAGCAGCCCCCCACUCUGCUCACUUCCUUCUUUCCACCGGCUUCAACCUUAGACAGGCCGCAUCAGAACGCGGGGGGGCACAGGCUCGGCGGAUAACGCCGAGCUGGACAUUCGGCGACAGCAGCAGCAGCGGCAGUGACGACGGCAUCGAGGAGGACGAUGUGGCCGACGCGCCACCGCGGGGCGGUGCCGCUGAGGAGGCCGGCGCUGACGACGGCGCGGAAGUGACUGGAUCGGCGGCGGCGGCGGCGGCGGCGGCGGCAACAGCCGCCCUAGAGUCAACAGCAUGCGUUAUUCGGGGGGGCGAAGCGCAACAAGAAGGCGACGAGCCAGCUGACGAUGCACCACGUGUGACGUCCGCACAGGACGAAGAGCCCGCUACCGAGGAACCAGCAGCACCCGCCGCCGCGCCGCCGAGCGACUCGCCGGCACCCGAGAGCGUUGUUGACGCAGCGGCGGCAGGGGAGACCGGCGGGGCCGACGGCGCACCUCCGACGACGGCGGCGGCGGCGGGAGGCGACGACGAACAAGAUGCUCCGGCGGCGGAUGCCCGAGCAGCAGCAGCCGACGACGUUGCUGCUUCUCCUCCGACCGACGUCGCCCCCGAACCACCAUCGGCUGCGGCGGAGCCACCGGUUGAGACCGUCGCGGUGGAUGCUGAUGCCGUACCGGCAGAGAUCCCGCCGCCCACCGCCGAAGCCGCUGUUGACGCCGCUGCACCGGCGGUGGCCGAGGCCCUUGUUGCCGGGCAGCCCGUUGUACCCGUCGCCGCUGUGACCGAACCAGCGGGCGCCGUGGAUGCCGUUAACCCGUUACCGGGGGGAAGCCUUGGAAAAUCGGCAUGA